AUGGAAGCCCUUGAUAGUCAGGGUGUCCUUACUCAGUGCACAAAGAUUCUGCGUGAGUUACACAAAAAUUUCACAUCCAAGAUAGCACCAUUCUACAACGAUAUUAACAUCGACGUCAUAAGAGAGUUUAGGCAAGGCGAUACCAUCUCGUCAAAAUUAUUUACCGCCACCAUCGAAAACGUCAUGAGAACAUUGGAAUGGGAUAAUAUGGGAUUGAAAUUCGAUGAUCGGCAGUUACACCAUCUUGGUUUUGAAGAAGACGUCGUCUUUAUAACAUCAAAUAUUAGCCAAGCGGAACGAAUGCUGGCUGACUUCGAUAAAGCCUGUGGAAAGACUGGUCUUCGAAUGAAUCUCACAAAAACGAUGUUCAUGAGAAAUCGCCAGUUAUGUCUAUCUUGGUCGGAAAAUCAAGAAGCGGCUUGGGGAGCGUUCAAGAGCAUCGAAAAAGUACUCAGGAGAACAAAGAACACCCGACUCCGUGCCCACUUUUUCGACUCAACCGUGCUUCCUGCGUUAACAUAUGCGUUGGAAACCUGGUCGCUGCGUAAGCAGGAUGAAACUUCCCUCAGCGUUAUCGAACGCGCAGUCGAAAGGACGAUGUUAGGAGUAUCCAGUGUCACGCAAGUUGGGAAAGGAAUCCGAAGCUUCAACCUUCAACGAUUAAAAAUCAAAGAUCCCGUUCUCUACGUCGAACAAUCCAACACAAGGUGGGCCAGACACGUAAUGCGUGUGAACGAUAACCAAUGGACAAGAGCCGUUAGUGACCGUAUUCUUCGGGAUUUUAAACGCAGACCACCAAUCCGAUGGUCGGAGUUCUUCACGAAAAACCUAGAAGAAGGAUAUGAUACUCACCGUGUUCCUAGAGCGAGCAAAACCCACUGGGCUACUCUUGCACGUGACAGGGAAAAAUGGAAGAUUUACUGA
Molecule: messenger RNA, 924 nt
Organism: Angiostrongylus costaricensis
Lineage: Eukaryota; Metazoa; Nematoda; Chromadorea; Rhabditida; Metastrongylidae
Source: the annotation of a GenBank genome assembly